Ziziphus jujuba (common jujube) is the source of this 1600-nucleotide messenger RNA. Its product is annotated as putative dehydration-responsive element-binding protein 2H. Gene Ontology annotation, molecular function: DNA-binding transcription factor activity; transcription cis-regulatory region binding. The record is from RefSeq and is a predicted model, not a curated record. The transcript has 2 exons. Gene Ontology annotation, biological process: response to stress; positive regulation of DNA-templated transcription. Lineage: Eukaryota; Viridiplantae; Streptophyta; Magnoliopsida; Rosales; Rhamnaceae. Bases 809 to 1378 code for a protein of 189 amino acids. Gene Ontology annotation, cellular component: nucleus.
UUUCUUUUUUUCUUUUUAACUUUAAAUCCAAUAAUCAAAUAUUAGUUGUUUGUUAAGUGAAUAUAUUUGUCUGAUUCCUUUUUAUAAGCAUCUGUAUUAUUUUUGCUCUUUUGUUAGGUAUCAUUUGGAUACUUAAAUUGUUAUGUCUUAUGUCAAAGUGUUUGUGUGCUGAUUUAUCUCACAAACCAUGGAUUUGGCUAACUUAACUAGCUUUAGCUUUAAAAUGACAUUUACAUAGUUUAAUUUGCUAGGAAGUACUAGAAGAAAAUUAUGGUUGAUUAUCUACAUUGUAAAGUCAGUGGAAAGCUAUAUGGCAUAUGAAAUUUCACCUUUGAAAGUUAUUUAUAUUUUAGAGAAUUGAUUGUUGUGGAGAUGUCUGUGUCAAAAACAAAGUAGAAGAGGCCCCAGAAAAGCGUUUUGGAUAAUUCUGCUUACCAGGCAAAACUAUAUGUUUGCCUGAAAGUUAUCCAUGUUUUACUGAUGAUUCACAUUUGUCUUUGAUCAGUACAAAAAGGGAAUAAAAAUUACUUUAUGCUAUUUUGUGCCUCAAUUGUAUAAUUGGUAUGAAGCGCAAUUAGGGGCUAUAUAAUUUCUUUAAUCACACUUAAUGCUAUAAUGCUGAAGGUUAGAUGGUUCCAGUCUUCCUUAUGACCUUGCUUUUGGAGAUAAACAUUGCGCUGGUUUUCAACUAUUUUUGCCUGGAGCCUUCUGACUCCAGGGGGGUCCUGGAUACUGUAGAACGUUCUUCUUAGCAGGUUAUUCCAUCUCUUUCCGAUUUAUUUCUUGUGCAAAUCAAAAAUCAAUUUGCAUGCCCAAGUUGGAAGAUGUCCAUACUAGAUGGAAUGGAUCUAAAUCCGUGGCCGAGACUCUUGCUAGGUGGAAAGAAUACAAUGACCACCUUGAUUCUUCUAAUGAUGACGGAAAAGCAAUUCGUAGAGUUCCAGCCAAGGGGUCAAAGAAAGGAUGUAUGAAAGGUAAGGGAGGGCCUGAGAAUUCUCGUUGUAACUACAGAGGUGUCAGGCAGAGGACAUGGGGCAAGUGGGUUUCAGAGAUUCGGGAGCCAAACCGCAGUAGUAGGCUUUGGCUAGGUACCUUUCCAACAGCAAUUGAAGCUGCUCUUGCUUAUGAUGAAGCUGCAAGGGCCAUGUAUGGAUCUGGAGCUCGCCUUAACUUUCCUAAUAUCUCUAUUUCCAAUUUAUCAAAGGAUUCUUCUACUGUUCGUGCAUUAUCAGGGUCUUCCUCAUUGGCAACUCCUGUUGGUUCCAAAUCCUUGGAAGUUUGUGGUGCCAACGAUCUGGUGGAUCCUAUUUCCGCUGAAGUGAACCAUGAAAAUGUUAUUCAUCUCGUUAAAAAAGACGGGGAUAGAGAAAGUGAAUGAAGAAUCAAUUCUUGCAUUUUUUGGUGACAUAUCUAAUUUCAUUAUAUACUUGAUUGUUGGGGUAUUUGCUUUCCUACUUGGAUGAUUUCUGACUACAGCGUAGUUUUUGCUUAGUUUGCAAGUAACGUUUAAUGUAAUUUUGACACUUAAUGGUUGGACAAGUAACUCUCUGGUUGUUCUUGUUUAAUGCCUGUAUUGAGUCCAUCCUUUUAUGAUCUUCAA